AUGGUCGUGUCGUGCGAAACUAGAGGAGAAAUUUUAAAACGGUUUAAACGUAAUAUCGCAGACUGUAAUCUGAUCGACGAUAGUGAUGAUUACAUCGUCAAAUGGCUCGUUGCUCGUGAUUUUGAUUUGGAUCAAGCUGAGAAAAUGUUAAGACGCUCUGUCGAAUGGAGAAGAGCAAACCGCGUUGAUGAGAUCCUCGACCAAUGGGAGCCACCGGUGGCCCUUGUCAAGUACUACCCCAUGAGCAUAAUUGGCAAUGAUAAAUUUUAUUGCCCUGUGUCAGUCGUGGCGUUUGGAAAAGCUGAUUGGAGGGGAAUAUUGCAAUCGGUCAGCAAAACAGAUUAUUUGCGGUACCUCACUUACAUGGCGGAAACCAAUUACGUGUUAAUGAGGAAGAAUUCAUUGCUGACUGGGAAACCUGUUACCCUUCAGACAUUUAUUAUCGACAUGGAUGGAUUAUCCAUGAGACAAAUGUCAUACAAACCAUUUAGAGAAGUGGGUCUUGAAGCAAUCAAAAUAUCCGAAGCUAACUAUCCUGAAAGUCUCCGCCGAGUAUUCAUAAUCAACGCACCCAAGGUCUUCACGUUCGUCUUUUCCAUGGUGAAACCAUUUCUGCAUCAGGCGACAUUGGAUAAAAUCAGCGUCUUCGGUUUCGACAGAAAUGAAUGGAGCGUUGCUUUGUUGAAAGAAAUCGAUGCGGAUCAACUUCCAGUUUAUUACGGUGGUACAAUGACCGACUCGAAUGGCGACUCCAAAUGUUCCAGCAAGGUAAAUAUGGGAGAAAAAGUGCCGUCGUCUUAUUAUCUCGACGUUGGAAGAUCUGUUCCAAAAGACGAUAUGACGUUUUUCAUAUUGACUCGAGGCACAAAAAAGAAAUUUGAAUUUAAAGUUGUGGCAGCCAAUUCAACGCUCAAGUGGGAAUUUAUGACGGAGGAAGGUGAUAUCGGUUUUCGAGUUUACUACUACGUCAAAAAUGAAAAUGAAAAGGUGGACGUCGUGAGCAAUGCAAGACUUGAAAGUCAUUUGAUGAUGCAAGAAGGUGAAAUUGUCUGCACCAGGCCAGCCAUUUAUGUGGUGCAAUUUGACAACAGCUACAGUUACUUCAGCUCGAAGAAAAUUUGGUACCGCGUUAUCGUUGAUCUUCCCUCACUCGACAAGUCCGACUAG
This is a messenger RNA of Daphnia magna, 1167 nucleotides long. Its product is annotated as SEC14-like protein 2. The transcript has 11 exons. The record is from RefSeq and is a predicted model, not a curated record. NCBI's taxonomy places the organism in Eukaryota, Metazoa, Arthropoda, Branchiopoda, Diplostraca, Daphniidae. Gene Ontology annotation, cellular component: cytoplasm. Bases 1 to 1167 code for a protein of 388 amino acids.